AUGGGACCUUUCCCACCUCAGUUCCCUCGUCCAAGCUUCAUCGACGUGAUGAAUGCGAGAGGUCGUCCUCGACGCGAGGACCAUGUCCUCCAGUUGGCCGCCCUUUCCAUCCUCGCUUCUGCCCAUCCAGGAGAGGAACACGAGGAUGUGGAGGAGGCUGAGGUCGUAGCGCGUGAAAACGCGAUGCAUGCCCGCAACCUCAAGGCUCGGAACUGUGCAAGUGCCAUCGCCGACUUCGAGCUCAGGCGUCGAAACGCCCGACUACCUUUCGCAAAGAGGCAGGCAGCAAGCACCUCAACGUCAUCGGCUGCUGCUCCGUAUUACACGAGUAUCCAGAACACGACCUGCGUAACUGCUCCGGAAGUCACGGAAGGGCCGUAUUAUAUCAACAACGAGUUCAUUCGAACUGAUCUUCGUGAAAAUCAAGCUGGUGUUAAGCUUAUCCUCGACAUUGGUGUGAUUGACACGACGACAUGCGAGCCCUUCUCAAAUGCUUUUGUAGAACUGUGGCAGGCAAACGCAACAGGCGCCUAUGGAGGCUACGUCGGCCGACAAGGUGCCCCAACGAACAUCAACAUCGACACCUUCCUGCGAGGCGGCUACUUCACGAACGACCAGGGCAUCGUCGAAAUCACGAGCAUCUACCCCGGGUAUUACACUGGCCGAACGGCACACAUUCAUACAAUGGUCCAUAGGAACGUAGAGACGAAUCCGAACGGAACUGUUAUCUCACAGUCUGGCACCUUGACUCACAUCGGUCAAUUCUUCUUCGAAGAGAGCUGGAACGAUGAGGUCUACGCUCAAUCACCGUAUACCUCCAGCACCCAGACGCGCCUGCGUAACAGCGCGGACAGGAUCCUUGCACAAUCAGGAGGCGUUGCCUUCCUCAACCUUCAACGCCUCGGUUCUACGACCAACGACGGUUUCCUCGCUUACAUUACCGUCGCUGUGGAUGGAAGCCAAUCCUACAACAUUAAUAACGCUAACGCCCUCCGAGGAACCCUAACCAGUUCGCCUACUGGCAACGCAGGCCCAAUCUCUACGUCUACUUCAGGAACGUCGACGGGUGGAGCAUCUGCAAUUGUCGGCAGCAUCUCGGUCGUGAGUUUGGGAGCGUUGAUGGGGUCGUUGGCAUUUUUCGUUGCUUUGCAAUUGUGA
Molecule: messenger RNA, 1158 nt
Organism: Cyclocybe aegerita
Lineage: Eukaryota; Fungi; Basidiomycota; Agaricomycetes; Agaricales; Hemipholiotaceae
Source: the annotation of a GenBank genome assembly